AUGCGUCGCGAAAAUAGCGGCGCUUUGCUAAUUUGUCUAAUUUUAUUCUCACUUAUUCCGGAAUAUGAGUUUAGACGAGGUGGAGGAGGUCAGUUGAAUUUUUUCCUGAAAAUCAUAAUGCCACUUGAACUUGAAUUUUUCUUAAAAUAUUUUAGCUCGGUUACUGUAGUUCCCAAGCUAGUAAGAAGCAGUUUCUAGAUUUUGUAGUUUGGUUACUGUAGUCCUUUGCAGUUCGAUUACAGCAGUAUUACAAAAUCAGAACGAAAAUAUUUACUUGAUCUACAGUACUCCGAACUGCAAAAAUUCAAGAAUUUCAGCUGAGCUUCUGAAAAAAAUCGAUAGUACAUCAAAUUACAAAAUCCACAGUUUCCGAACUACAAAAAUUUCUCGGAAUUCCAUUUAAAUUCAAAAAAAUACUACAGUAUUUCAACUUGUGGCUUGGGUACUGUAGUAGCCGGAACUAACAACUACAAUUUUUGUUAAUGUUACACGAGAAGCUGGCUAGAUAAUUAUCGGAAGCUAGUCUAGCUAGAAAAAAAUACAAAACGUUUUUUUUUUGCAGGCGGACGAGUAGGCGGCGGCAGUCGAUCAGGCGGAGGUUUUGGACGUGGUUCAUCCGGUGCUCGAACUUCUUCUGGUGGCGGUGGAAUUUUUGGAGGCGGAAGUUCAUCGAGUGGGGCAGCCAGAAACAAUCAAUACUCGCGUCAAACGAAUUUCGGUGGAAAUGCGCCGCGUCAAAAUCCCAGUUCAUAUCCGAAACAACCAAGUGGUGGAGGUGGUUAUUAUAAUGGCGGAGGAUCAGGAAGGUUUGUAGUUUGGUGUCAGUGGCCAGGGGAAUUCUCAUGGGAUGCUAUUUUUGCAGCAAGGGUGGCGGGUUGUUUGGCAAUCUUUUUGGAAGAAAAACUGGAAAUAGUGGAAGUUUUGGAAGAAAUAGAUAUGGAGGGUAGAGAUUUUUUCGUGUGUGACAUUUUUAGGAGUGACUAACAAUUAAAAAAAACUAAUGAUUUCUAAAAAAAAUGCUAAACUUGUUUCUCACAAUCAGAUCAAUUUUAAAAAUUAAUUCAGAUUUUCAUCAAGCGGAAUCGGCUCUCACAAAUCCGGUUCAAAAUUCAAAAACUUUCUACUCGGUGCAGCUGCCGGUUAUGUAACAUAUAAAGCGGGACAAGCAUUGAUUCGACAUGCGGCGGGACCUAUGUACUAUAACAGCCGACCGUAUUAUUGGGGACAAAAUUACUAUCGAAGUUCACCAGGAAGAACAAAAAUGUGUUCGAUGCCUCUUGAUUCUGAUAGUCAAUUCAGCAAUAUGUAUUUCCAGGUUAGUUUUUGGAUGAGGGAAAUGGCAUAGCUAAAUUGAAGUUUUUCUAAAAUUGUUAAAUUUUUGGUUUUGUAAUAUUUCUGAUCUUAAGUUUUAUUUAGCAAAAAUUCUUCAUUCGACUUUUUCAAAAUAUUUGUAUUGAAUCAAUUUUCAAAAACAAAACAAUUUUCGUUAAAAAUGCAAGCUUUCAUCGAUUUUGAACAGUAGAAUGUUUUUUUCAAACACCCAGAAUCCCAACUCCUUUUUUUUCUCCAGGACCAGACGCGACCACGCGAAAUCACCUGGGGAUGCUCCGACUACGAAUAUUGUUGCGGCUACGAAUGUUGUCGCGGUGGAAGUGCUGAUUCAAUUGGUGGACACGGACGAGGAACAUCUAUCGGGUACGCGUUGGUCAUCGCAUUUUUGGCACGUCGAAUUUUUAUAUGAGAGAAACUUGAAAAGAAGUGUGUAGUUUUUCUGCAGCCUGUGUGUUUUUUAAUUGAAAAUGUUUGUAAAUUUUGAAGAAGAAGAUGGGAUAAAAUUUUAAUUUGAAAUUCAUUGAAAAUUAAUUUGAGGUUCUCCACACAAAUCUUUAAAAUCUGAUCUUUGAAAAAAAUUUCGAGACUAUUUCUAAAAAUUCAAAAUAUUUCAUUAAAAAUUGGGAAAAUCUAAAUUGCAAACUCCGGAAGCCUAAAACUUAACAUGAAAUUGAAUUGAAAAUUUUUGAACUUUUUUUUUCAAAAUUCAAAAAAUCUCUAUUUAUUUAUUUGUCUGUCUGCAUGUUUUUUAUUGUUGUGAGCAAAUAUAUUUCAUGUUUCAAAACACACUUCUCUCAAUUUUAGAUAUAUCGGAAUCCCAUAA
Caenorhabditis angaria is the source of this 2155-nucleotide messenger RNA. NCBI's taxonomy places the organism in Eukaryota, Metazoa, Nematoda, Chromadorea, Rhabditida, Rhabditidae. The record is from the annotation of a GenBank genome assembly.